Hypoxylon fragiforme is the source of this 1509-nucleotide messenger RNA. RefSeq lists its product as uncharacterized. The coding region runs from base 1 to 1509 and encodes 502 amino acids. The record is from RefSeq and is a predicted model, not a curated record. Lineage: Eukaryota; Fungi; Ascomycota; Sordariomycetes; Xylariales; Hypoxylaceae. The transcript has a single exon.
AUGGAUUCCUCUGCCAAGAUCACAACUCCAUCAGAAAUGCAGACCAUCAACGAACCAGUCCAGCUGGCAGCUAGCCAUGAUCAGCAGCCAAGCCAAGACGGUACUCGUCUUCAGCAGGCCACCGCCCUCCAUACCACCGAGAUCACAGCCCUGAAGACGAGGGUUGCGAUCCUGGAAGCUGAGAGUUCGAGCAUGAAGGAUGCCUUGACACACAUGCAAGGCGUCCUAGCUGAUAAGGUGUCGGAGACCACCAUCCUCCAGCACAGCAUUGCGGAUCUACGACAUCGGCUAGACUCAAUUUACCUAGACACCACCACAAACAACCAGGCCGAACCUUCAAAGACCGAACAUCUUGCAAAGCAAUCAAUGCCUAUCAUCCCGAAGCUAGUCAGCCGUCAUGAGCAAACCCAGAAAGAGGACACUAAACCUCCCAAGCAACGUCAAGAGACGACGACAAAGCAGCGGAUUGCACCCGGUAUGGAAAAGUCCCGACAUGCCCAAAUCGCACCUGGUAUGGAAAAGUCUCGACAUGCCCAAGUUGCACCCGGCAUGGAAAAGGCUCGAUAUUCCCAAAUCGCACCCGGUAUGGAAAAGUCCCGCCAUGCUCAGACUGCUCCUAGCAUGGAUCAAUCUCGAAAUGCUCAGAUCGCAGCUGGCAUGGAAAAGUCUCGCCAUGCGCAGGCUACAGGGGGAUUAGCCAGCUCCCGACACGCACAUGUUGGUGGCGGUUUGGCUGCAUCACGCCAUGCGCCAAUUGCUACUGGCUUAGCCGGCUCUCGUCAUGCGCCAGGCAACAGCCAGCCAACAAUCAAUGCUCAAGGCAAUAAGCCCGACUCCCACUCGACUUCCAAACAACCUUCUCACCAUGCCAACACGACCGAGCCAGCACGCCAAGUCUCUCGCAACCAGCCCUCGCUCCCAUCUAUUCACGCUGGAAACAAGCCCGCACAUAACCCUGAACUGAAGAAGGAUUUCACCGCCUCCGGCCUUACUCACGAGUCCAAGAACGAGGCCAGUGGCAAACUUCAGGAGGGUCGCAUAAGCGUGGAGGACAAGCCCCGACCCAAGGUCCUUGUGUCGAGACAUAUGUACGGCACAGCCACACCCCUAACCACUGGCAAGAACGACACGGCGCGGUCGGGCUCCCAACAAAGCCUACACCACCAGCCUCCGGCGAGCGGAUACAGCCAUGCCGAAGCCAGGAACAAUAUGAUGGACACCGGAGCAGCACCCGGACCCAAGUCGAGGUUCUCGAUGCUGCCGCCGGCUGUUCGUGUCGCGGGCGCAGAAACUGCGAGCACAUUUCGUCGGGCACAACCUGCCCCCACCCCCACUCCUGAAUCUGAGUCGUCCUCGGAAGCUCAGGCGGAUGGUAAAAAGGAAGAGCUGGGGACUCCUAUCUCUCCUCAUGCAGUCCUAAAAAACCUGUACCAACAGGCUUCCACAACCAACUGGGCCGACGAGGUCGAAGAAGAGGAGAUGGAGAAGCAGAAGGAGCCAUCUGCAUAA